Messenger RNA from Dentiscutata heterogama, 122 nucleotides. NCBI's taxonomy places the organism in Eukaryota, Fungi, Glomeromycota, Glomeromycetes, Diversisporales, Gigasporaceae. The record is from the annotation of a GenBank genome assembly.
GUCCAUUUUUUGGUACUGACCUUGGAAUGAGUUAUAAUCUAAAAAGAUGGAAUUAUAAAAAAAAUUAUUAUGAAAAACGAAUAUAUAACAAAGAUGGUGUUUUCUCUAUAGAUGAAUAUGAA